This is a messenger RNA of Drepanopeziza brunnea f. sp. 'multigermtubi' MB_m1, 2040 nucleotides long. RefSeq lists its product as uncharacterized. Gene Ontology annotation, molecular function: serine C-palmitoyltransferase activity; pyridoxal phosphate binding. The record is from RefSeq and is a predicted model, not a curated record. Lineage: Eukaryota; Fungi; Ascomycota; Leotiomycetes; Helotiales; Drepanopezizaceae. Gene Ontology annotation, biological process: ceramide biosynthetic process; sphingosine biosynthetic process. Gene Ontology annotation, cellular component: serine palmitoyltransferase complex.
AUGCCUCAAAGACUUCCUAGAAAUCCGUUUGCCAGCAGCCCCAACCCCACGAUCAUUCCCCCUCCUUCCGAUCGAUCCACCACCCGGAGACCCUCGUUGGCGAAGGCGAACAGAUUGACCUCAUUCUUCUCCUCGUCGCCGAAGAGCAAGGAGCAGCAGACUGCCCAAGCAGCCCUCUUGCAAGCAAUUACGGCCCAGCAACAGCAUCUGCUCAACAACCCGUCUCCCUCCAUCACUGCCCCUUCACUGUCUCUCCCUAUGAUAUCGCUGUCCACCGCAAAGGCAGGCGAACCGAACAUGAACGAGCCCCCCACGACUCUCUUCCAGCCCCCCUCUGUCGCAGAAGCCAAACGUCAAGCCAGAAUCGACGCGCAAUUUGGGCCUCUGGGCGCCCAGAGUCACCGAUAUGUCAGCCAAUACGUGGAAGGCACAAAAAUGGAGCACGUGCUCGACGAACCCCCCUACUACUACCUCUUGACUACCUACAUCAGCUACCUCGUCCUUAUCAUUUUCGGUCAUGUCAGAGAUUUCUUCGGGAAGCGCUUCAGACCGGAUGACUACAGGCAGCUGAAGGCUGCCGAUGGGUACGCGGCCCUGAACAGUGAUUUUGACAACUUCUACGUGCGGAGACUGAAGUUGCGAAUCGACGACUGCUUUGCGCGGCCAAUCACCGGAGUCCCGGGGCGAUACAUGACAUUGAUUGACCGUAAGACGACUGACUUCAACAAGCACUACCAGUUCACUGGCACCUACACCGAAACUCUCAACAUGAGCUCGUACAACUACCUUGGAUUUGCCCAGUCUGAGGGACCUUGCGCAGAUGCUGUUGAGGAGACCAUCAAGAAAUACGGUAUCAGCGCUGCCAGCCCCCGUGCUGAUGCAGGAACUUCAGAUCUUGCGCUGGAAGUCGAGGACAGAAUCGCAAAGUUCGUCGGCAAGCCAUCUGCUAUGGUCUUCUCCAUGGGAUUCUCCACGAACGCUACUUCUUUCCCAGCUCUGGUAGGCAAGGGCUCUCUCAUCAUCUCUGAUGAGCUGAACCACGCUUCUAUUCGCAUUGGAGCUCGUCUAUCUGGGGCUAUGAUUACUUCUUUCAAGCACAACGACAUGCAUGACCUCGAGCAAAAGCUUCGUGAAGUCAUCUCGCAGGGACAGCCCAGAACUCACCGACCGUGGAAGAAGAUUUUGGUAGUUGUCGAGGGUCUUUACUCUAUGGAAGGAACCAUGUGCGACUUGCCCGGUCUUUUGAAGCUAAAGAAGCGAUACAAGUACAGCCUCUUCGUUGACGAGGCUCACUCCAUUGGUGCUCUUGGACCUCGCGGCCGUGGCGUCUGUGACUACUUCAACAUUGAUCCUGCCGAGGUCGACAUUCUUAUGGGAACCUUGACCAAGUCCUUCGGUGCUAAUGGCGGUUACGUCGCGGCAGAGAAGCAUAUCAUUGACAAGCUCCGCUCCACAAAUGCUGCUACCAUCUAUGGCGAAUCACCCACCCCUCCAGUCCUGAUGCAAAUCCUCAGCGCUCUCAAGAUUAUUUCCGGCGAAACCUGCCCAGGACAAGGAGAGGAGCGUCUGCAACGUAUUGCGUUCAACUCGCGUUACCUUCGCUUAGGACUAAAGCGUCUUGGUUACAUCACUUAUGGUCACGACGAUUCCCCCAUCAUCCCAAUCAUGCUCUACAACCCUGCUAAGAUGCCUGCUUUCUCCCACGAAAUGCUCCGCCGCAAGAUCUCCGUCGUUAUCGUUGGAUAUCCUGCCACCCCGCUUGUCUCCUCCCGCGCCCGCUUCUGUGUCUCCGCCGCCCAUAACAAGGACGACAUGGACCGCCUGCUCGCCGCAUGUGACGAGAUUGGCAACAUCCUACAGCUCAAGUUCUCCACCGGUAUUGCAGGUGGAGCUGACAACCUUCCAGAUGGCGUGUCCCCGGAAAUGGAAGACGAGUGGCGCCGCGCCAAUGGUCUCCAAGGCGUCGUUACCCCGCCUCGCUGGUCUCUGAGAGAAGUGAUUGCAAAUGGCGUCCAGGAUGUCAAGCAGCCGUUGAGGUGA